AGCAUUGGUGGUGUAGUUAUGGCGGCGCUUCAGCUAUUCUCCCCUUUUCUGCCAAAGCUUCCUCCUUCGUACACCUCCCAAUUUGCUCCUCCCACCUACUCUUUUCGGAUGUCUUCUUCGUCCACGCCAAGGUGCUCUUCACUUGCACCGGUUGCUCCACUGGAAGCAAUCCUAUUCGAUAUUGAUGGAACACUAGCUGAUUCUGAUCCUAUCCAUUACUAUGCAUUUAGAGAAAUGCUUCAAGAGCUAGGAUACAAUGGUGGAGAUCCCAUAACUGAGGAAUUCUUCAUAACUAAUAUUAGUGGCAAGCAUAAUGAGGAACUCUGUCAGGUUCUCUUCCCAGAUUGGGAUCUCCAAAGAGCUAGGAAAUUUUUUGUUGACAAGGAGGCUAUGUUUCGAAGACUGGCUGCAGAACAAACGGAGCCGGUUGCUGGGCUUGACGCGUUGUGCAGAUGGGUGGAGGACAAGGGUCUGAGACGCGCUGCAGUCACCAAUGCUCCAAGGGCUAACGCGGAGAUGCUGAUCUCAUUGCUGGGGCUUGACGAGUUCUUCGAACUAGUUGUGAUUGGAAACGAGUGUGAACGACCAAAGCCUUUCCCGGACCCCUACUUGAAUGCUCUGAAGGGACUUGGAGUAUCUGCUGAUCAUGCAUUUGUCUUUGAGGAUUCUGUGUCUGGAAUAAAAGCUGGGAUGGCUGCUGGGAUGCCAGUGGUUGGCCUAGCUCUAAGGAAUCCUGAAAGCAUGUUGACGGGAGCUGGGGCAGCUAUGGUGAUCAAGGAUUAUACCGAGACGAAGUUGUGGACUGCUCUAGAAGAAAUUUCCAAGAAGAAAGAGGAGCUCAAAGUUACAUGAGCUGGGAAUGUGGCCAGGGGUGCAUUGAUUGACCUGUUGUAUUUGUAGCUCUAGUUAUAGAAAAAAAAAUCCAUUCUUUCAACAUAUACGAGACAAUAACUUGCCCCUUUUAAAUGAAACUGUACCCUUUGCUCUUGUACCUGAAUUAUAGUACUAAAUUCAAAACUUACAUCUUGGUUCUGUA
This is a messenger RNA of Salvia hispanica, 1036 nucleotides long. NCBI's taxonomy places the organism in Eukaryota, Viridiplantae, Streptophyta, Magnoliopsida, Lamiales, Lamiaceae. The record is from RefSeq and is a predicted model, not a curated record.